Messenger RNA from Hordeum vulgare subsp. vulgare (domesticated barley), 2874 nucleotides. Its product is annotated as DEAD-box ATP-dependent RNA helicase 40-like. NCBI's taxonomy places the organism in Eukaryota, Viridiplantae, Streptophyta, Magnoliopsida, Poales, Poaceae. Gene Ontology annotation, molecular function: RNA binding; RNA helicase activity; protein binding. Bases 250 to 2700 code for a protein of 816 amino acids. The record is from RefSeq and is a predicted model, not a curated record. Gene Ontology annotation, cellular component: ribonucleoprotein complex; cytoplasm; nucleus. The transcript is spliced from 7 exons.
GAUUGGGUGGCUCUCCUCCGCUUGCAACCUACCUGAAGCUGGGCUUCUCUGGGCUUGAGCUCGUUUCGAACUCGACCAUCGCAAAAUCCACAAUAAAAGGCGAGGCAGAGUCGAAAAAUUUAGGUCAAAAGAAGGAAAGGGAAAAACGAUAGCCCCUCGCCGCCGCCGCCGCCGCCGCCGCCGCCGCGCACUACGAAUCCGCGCGCGCCCUUGCCGGAGACUAGGUAUUGCCCCAGAUCUGCCGCAGCGAUGUCUGGAACCGCGGCCCCACGGUACGCGCCGGACGACCCUACGGUGCCCAAGCCGUGGCGCGGGCUGGUGGACGGCACCACCGGCUACCUCUACUACUGGAAUCCGGAGACCAACGUCACUCAGUACGAGAAGCCCGUGCCGCCGGAAGCUCAGCUCCCGCCGCCCCCGCCGCUCCCGCCGCCGCCUCCGCGCGCCCGCGGCCGGGAUCGUCGAGACCGUUCCCGAUCUCGCUCCCGCUCCCGCUCCCGUUCUCGCACACCGCCUCGGCGCGACCACCGCGACCGCGACCGGCGCCGCCACGACGAACAUGACUCGUUCAAAUCGGCGUCUUCCCAUCACCAUCUUCCUCCGGCUGCCACCGGCAUCCCUACCGCAUCAGCUGAUGAUCCAUCAGCCGAAGCAUACCGCCGUCGCCAUGAGAUCACAGUCAUCGGGGAUAACGUGCCGGCUCCCAUAACUGAGUUUGACUCUGGUGUCAUCCCGCUGGAUAUACUCAAGGAGAUACAACGUGCCGGAUUCCCGAGUCCGACACCUAUCCAAGCCCAGUCGUGGCCAAUUGCCUUGCUCAAUCAAGAUGUUGUAGCUAUUGCCAAGACAGGAUCUGGAAAAACUCUUGGGUAUUUGCUUCCUGGGUUUAUGCAUAUAAAGCGUAUGCAGAACAGCACAAGGUCUGGCCCAACAGUGUUGGUUUUGGCACCUACUAGAGAGCUCGCAACACAGAUUUUGGAAGAAGCUGUGAAAUUUGGCAGAUCAUCAAGAAUUUCUUCUACGUGCCUUUAUGGUGGUGCUCCUAAAGGGCCACAGUUAAGAGAUUUGGAAAGAGGGGUUGAUGUUGUUGUUGCAACACCUGGAAGGUUGAACGACAUUCUAGAAAUGCGGAAAAUAAGCCUAAAGCAGGUCUCGUACCUUGUUCUAGACGAAGCUGACCGCAUGCUAGACAUGGGGUUUGAACCACAAAUACGAAAAAUAGUAAGAGACAUACCUUCUGGUCGGCAAACUCUGAUGUACACUGCUACUUGGCCCAAGGAAGUCCGAAGAAUUGCAGAUGAGCUUCUUGUUCACCCUGUCCAGGUGACCAUUGGAAGUGUGGAUGAACUUGUUGCUAAUAAAGCUAUUACUCAGCAUGUGGAGGUUAUCACUCCCUCAGAAAAGCUUCGGCGUCUGGAGCAAAUAUUGCGAUCCCAUGAUUCAGGUUCCAAGAUACUAAUAUUCUGUACCACCAAGAGAAUGUGCGACCAACUAUCAAGGACACUCAAUAGGCAAUUUGGAGCAGCUGCCAUUCAUGGUGACAAGUCUCAAAAUGAAAGAGAGAAGGUCCUGAGUCAAUUUAGAUCUGGACGAGCUCCUAUUUUGGUGGCUACAGAUGUUGCGGCACGAGGUUUGGACAUCAAAGAUAUCAGGGUUGUGAUCAACUAUGACUUCCCCACUGGUGUUGAGGACUAUGUUCACAGGAUUGGCAGGACGGGAAGGGCCGGUGCCACUGGUUUGGCCUAUACAUUUUUGUGUGAUCAGGAUUCAAAAUAUGCUUCCGACCUAAUUAAAAUCCUGGAAGGGGCAGACCAAGAUGUUCCUCCUGAACUGUUGGACAUGGUAUCUCGGGGUGGGCGUGGUAGGAAGCGUAACAAAUGGGCAGCUCGCUCUGAGAGGGGUGUUGGUUCAUGCUCUGAACUGGAUUCAAGGUAUGGUGGCAGGUUAGAGAGUAGUCGCGGUGGCCAUGGAAAGGAUGAUUAUGGUGGCCGUAGCAGGCAUGAUCAUGGUGGGUCUCGCAGGUCUGGUAGAGGUCGCAGCAGAAGCCGUAGCAGGAGUGACAGUGAUAGCCGCAGCCCAAGCCCCAAGAGACGGCGCCAUGAUGUGCUGGCUAGCCGUAGCAGGACUAGAAGUCGGAGCCGAAGCAGGAGCAGGAACAAGAGCAGAAGCAGAAGCAGGAACAGGAGCAGGAACAAGAGCAGAAGCAGGAGCAGGAGUUACACCAGGAAUCGCCGUGCUAGCCGUAGCAGGAGUCGUAGCCCUGGCGCUAGACGCAGGGCUGAAAGAAGAGCUGGCUCUGGGUCUACACGUCCUGACUCUGUCCUCCCAGUGGAGAAAAAAAGCUCACCCAGUGUUGACCCUUCAAAUGACCACAGGAGGGGUAGUGUUGACCCUUCAAAUGACUAUCAGGUGGAGGAUGGGAAGAUAGGAAAGGUUGAUCUGGAUCGGUCGCCCAGUCCGCAGGAGCAGGAUGACAAGUCUGCUCCAUAUAGUCCUGUGUAUAAUGGCGAAGGAGGCAGGGGGUCAAUGAGCCCUAAUGUUGAGCCAGUGGUGGAUGCUAAACCCGUGGAAGUCUCUGUGAGCAGCACGAAGAGGGAGGAUCAAGAGGAAGGUAUGAUAGAUGAAGAGGGAGAGGAGGGUAUGAUAGCCGAUGAUGAUCCUCGCCCAAGUGCAGCUGUGCAGAACGGUGAUGAUAAGUGAUAAACGCUUUGAACGAUGAAUGAAGGGAGUCUGCUCCCUGUAAGCAGCAGCAUAUGCUAUUCUACAAACAAUCCAUGUUAGACUUCUAAGUACGAAUGUGCUGUUGUUUUUAUGUAACAUUGAACUUUCAUUUGCUGUUUGUUAUGAACCAGAGACCAAGAUCGUUGUUUGUUA